Messenger RNA from Brenthis ino (lesser marbled fritillary), 375 nucleotides. The record is from the annotation of a GenBank genome assembly. NCBI's taxonomy places the organism in Eukaryota, Metazoa, Arthropoda, Insecta, Lepidoptera, Nymphalidae.
AUGUUAAAACCAAAAGCUUUAACUCAAGUCUUAAGUCAAGCAAACACUGGCGGCGUAGAAAAUACAUUAUUGUUAAAUCACCAAGGGGCACUUCUAGCGUAUUCUGGAUACAAUGACAAAGAUGCAAGAGUAACAGCAGCAAUUGCAAGUAAUGUAUGGUCUGCAUACGAGAAGCAUGCCAGAAAUGUUUUUAAAGAAGAUAAAUUACAUCUAAUAUUAGUUGAUUGUUUAAAUGGAAAAAUUGCUGUCACUCAAGUUGCAAACUUGCUUUUGUGUCUUUAUGCUAAAGAAACAGUUGGAUUUGGUAUUUUAAAAGAAAAAAUACAUGCAAUAGCACAGUACCUAGAGGGACCUCUAAAACAAGUUGCUAGUUCA